This is a messenger RNA of Pseudozyma hubeiensis SY62, 1752 nucleotides long. RefSeq lists its product as hypothetical. NCBI's taxonomy places the organism in Eukaryota, Fungi, Basidiomycota, Ustilaginomycetes, Ustilaginales, Ustilaginaceae. The coding region runs from base 1 to 1752 and encodes 583 amino acids. Gene Ontology annotation, biological process: asparaginyl-tRNA aminoacylation. Gene Ontology annotation, cellular component: cytoplasm. The record is from RefSeq and is a predicted model, not a curated record. The transcript has a single exon. Gene Ontology annotation, molecular function: ATP binding; asparagine-tRNA ligase activity; nucleic acid binding.
AUGUCCGCGAUCAAGGACGCACUGGCCUCGGCCGCAGAGGCGCUUCACAUCUCCGGCGACAAGGACAAGAAGUCCAUCGGUGGUGGCGCUCCCGUCUACGUUGACGAAAAGGCCGGCAACGACGACUCUGCAGACGGCUCCAAGAGCUCGCCUUUCGCCACCCCAUUAGCCGCUCUCCUCGCAAAGGGCCAGGACGCUUCCGUCUUUGUCAAGAAGGCCGAUGCCACUCCAGGUCAAGACGGUGUCGAUGCAGACGGCUUCGCGCCCAUCUCGGCCUCGGCUGCCAAGAAGGUCAGCAAGCUCUACGCAACCGCCCUCAAGAAGAAGGAGAAGGCCAGCGAGCAAGCUGCCAAGGACGAGGCGCAGGCCGCCAACGACGAGAAGAGGCUCGAAGAGAGCAAAAUGGUCGUCCUCGAGCAGCCCUCCACCUCGGCCAAGAAGAUCAAGAUCAGCCAAGGCGCCAACUUCCGCGACCAGCGCGUCAAGAUCUCCGGCUGGGUCCACCGAUUGCGCUCCCAGAAGGAUUUGACCUUCAUCGUCCUUCGUGACGGCACCGGCUACCUCCAGGUCGUGCUCUCUGGCAAGCUUACCACCACCUACGACGCCCUCACCCUCACCACCGAGUCCACCGUCGAGAUCCAGGGUCAGCUCAAGGCUGUCCCCGAAGGCAAGACCGCUCCCGGUGGUCACGAGCUCGUCGCCGACUACUGGAAGUGCCUCGGCAAGGCUCCCGGUGGAGACGAGGCCUACACCAACGUCGUCGCAGAGACCGCAGACCCCAACAGCUUGGCCGACCGUCGUCACCUCGUCAUCCGUGGCGAGACCGCUUCCGCCGUCCUCAAGGUUCGCUCCGAAGUGCUCAAGGCCUUCCGCGCUGAAUACGACCACAUCGGCAUGACCGAAGUCACUCCCCCUUGCAUGGUCCAGACCCAGGUCGAAGGUGGUUCUACCCUGUUCAGCUUCGACUACUACGGCCAGCCCGCCUACCUCACCCAAAGUUCGCAGCUCUACCUCGAGACCUGCCUUCCCUCGCUCGGCGACGUCUUCUGCGUCCAAGAGUCGUUCCGCGCCGAAAAGUCGCACACCCGUAGACACUUGUCCGAAUACACCCACCUCGAAGGCGAGCUCGCCUUUAUCUCAUUCGACGAUCUUCUCGAGCACCUCGAACAGCUCAUCUGCGGCACCCUCUCGCGCGUGCUCGAAGAUCCAAAGACAAAGGCCCUGCUCGAUCAGCUCAACCCCAACUUCAAGAUGCCCUCGCGACCUUUCCGUCGCAUGGACUACAAGGAGGCCAUCCAGUGGCUCAACGACCACGACAUCCCCAACGAAGACGGUCAGCCGCACAAGAUUGGCGACGACAUCGCUGAGGCGGCGGAACGAAAGAUGACCGACGAGCUCAAUGUGCCCAUCUUCCUCUGCCGUUUCCCGCGCGAGAUCAAGUCGUUCUACAUGAAGCGUACCGAGGGUGACGAGGAGUUCACCGAUUCCGUGGAUGUGCUCAUGCCCGGUGUGGGAGAGAUCGUCGGUGGCAGUAUGAGGAUGGCCGACCAGCACGAGCUGUUGGAGGCGUACAAGAACGAGGGCAUCGACGCUGCGCCUUACUUCUGGUACACCGACCAGCGCAAGUACGGAACCUGUGAGCACGGCGGUUACGGCUUGGGUGUCGAGCGUUUCUUGGCGUGGCUCACCAACAGGUGGACCGUUCGUGAGGCUUCGUUGUACCCUAGAUGGACUGGUCGUUGCACUCCUUAG